CUAAUGAAAUAGUAAACAAACAGUAUCCUGGUUUUAGUAGAGGACAGAAGAGACACACACAGUUGUGACACAACACUAAGAAUAAAAUAUUCAACACAAAGAAAGAAGAAACAAGACAUGGUCUUUUUUGUGUUAUAAAAAUGGAACCAAACCAAAGAAGCUGUUAUUAUUAGUAUUAUUGUUAUGUGUUGUGAGAGUGAUUCACAGAUUCCAACAAACGCCGUUUCCUUUCCCUUACACAAAGAAAGAAAGAAAGAAAGAAAGAGAGAGAGAGUGUGUGUGAGAGUCUGAAAGGUUCUGUAACGUUUGCAGAAGCUAUAGCAUAACAGACACGAUUUUAAAAGCUGCUUCAAUUGUCCCUCAUAAAGCUCAAUCAUUCAAUUCUCUUAAAUUCAGACACCAGAACAUGAUGAUGAGUACUUUUUUCAUUACCUUGGAGUAAUGGUGUGGUAAUGAUGAUGGAGACUCAAAUUUGAUCAGAUUGGUGAAAAAUACUGAGAAGCUUUUGGUUGGUUUAAGGUGAAUGAUGUUGAAUUCUGGAGAAGAUGAACUGUAUGAGCAAUUGUGGAAGGCUUGUGCUGGUCCUCAUGUUGAAGUUCCUCGUGCUGGACAAAGGGUGUUCUAUUUUCCUCAAGGACACAUGGAACAAUUAGAAGUAUCAACAAAUCAGGAACUAAAUCAGAGGAUUCCUUUGUUCAAACUUCCCAACAAGAUCCUUUGUCGUGUUGUCAAUGUUCAUUUGCUGGCUGAGCAAGAAACGGAUGAGGUUUAUGCACAGAUAACUUUGGUACCAGAAUCUAAUCAAACUGAGCCUACGAGCCUUGAUCCUUGUCCUGCUGAUCCUCCGAAACCAAGAACUCACUCCUUCAGCAAGGUCUUAACUAAUUCUGAUACCAGUACUCAUGGUGGCUUUUCUGUUCUUAGGAAGCACGCCACAGAAUGCCUUCCGUCGUUGGAUAUGUCUCAAUCUACUCCAACUCAGGAACUGGUUGCUAGAGAUCUUCACAAUUAUGAAUGGCACUUUAAGCAUAUAUUUAGAGGUCAACCACGUCGACACUUGCUCACAACUGGUUGGAGUACUUUUGUGACUUCCAAGAGAUUAGUCGCUGGAGAUACCUUCGUGUUUCUGAGAGGGGAAAACGGGGAAUUACGCGUUGGAGUGAGGCAUCUGGCUUCUCCACAGAGCUGCAUGCCUUCGUCUGUGAUUUCCGGUCAGAGCAUGCACAUCGGUGUCCUUGCAACUGCGUCACACGCUGCUGCAACUCAAACUCUUUUUGUAGUAUACUAUAAGCCAAGGAUGAGCCAGUUCAUUAUAAGUGUGAAUAAGUAUAUGGAAGCUAUGAACCAGAAAUGUAGUGUUGGCAUGAGGUUCAAGAUGAGUUUUGAUGGGGAUGAUGCCCCUGAAACCGACAAAAGAUUUUCUGGCACAAUAAUUGGACAAGAGGAUAUAUCUUCACACUGGUUGAAUUCAAAAUGGAGAUCACUCAAGGUUCAAUGGGAUGAGCCUGCAUCUGUUCCAAGACCUGAUAGAAUUUCACCAUGGGAGAUAGAACCGCUUAUGGCUUCUGUUCCUUCAUCGGUUCAACCUGCGGCUGUAAAAUAUAAAAGGCCUAGACUACCAAGUGAAAUUCCAGAUCUUGGAGACACGACAUUAUGUGAUUCUACUUACUGGGAACCUGGGUUGACACAAUCCGAUGUAACGCAAGUUAACGUUAUGUCUGAAACCAAAAGGACUGAAAGUGUGCAUAUGUGGCAUCAUAAGCAAAAUGACAAUAGCAGCUGCAAUGGUAUAUCAAGGAAUCCGACAGACGGAAGUUGGCUAUCUUCUCCUCACUCCAGCGGUCCUUCUCAUUUGUGUCAAGACAUGACCGACACUAACAAGAGUGUCACCGUCUCAGCUUGGCCUAGUCUAAAAACUCACUCAGAAAUAUUGAACAAAAAUGAUAAUUUGAUUGACCAAGUUGACAAGGAGAACAAAAUAGAAACUCCUACAAGCUGUAGAUUGUUCGGGAUUGAUCUUAAUGAUCCUCGCACAAAUUCUCCGAAUGCAUCUGGAGUCACCUUUGAGAGAUGCGUUGUCACUCCCGUGUCAAGAAUUGAGGCUGACCAAAAUAUGUUUGAUAUCUCAAAGACUUCAAAAGAAAGGAAACAAGAACCAUCUCCAAUCGAAACACUAAGCAAGCAAAUCAAUAGCAGAAGUUGCACUAAGGUUCAAAUGCAGGGUGUUGCAGUGGGUCGUGCGGUGUACUUGACUGCGUUGGAUGGCUAUGAUCAACUCAUUGAUGAAUUGGAGAAGCUUUUUGACAUAAAGGGACAGCUCCAACCGAGGAAUAAGUGGGAAAUCGUCUUCACUGAUGAUGAAGGGGAUAUGAUGCUUGUUGGUGAUGAUCCGUGGCCGGAAUUCUGCAAUAUGGUGAAAAGAAUCUUCAUUUGUUCAAGCCAAGAUAUGCACAAAAUGAGCUCAGGGAACAAAUUACCAAUCUCAUCAAUGGAAGAGACUGUAAUAAGCUCAGACACAGCUGAGACAUGAAACAAUUACUCUGUCUUUUUCAUUAUCUUUAUUAGUCUUUAAUGUUGUUGUUGUUGCUUGUUUGAGUUAAUGAAUCUACUUCAUUCCUUGUUAUGCAAGUUUCAUGUUACUAGAUGUGAAACUUUGACUAAUUGUAGAGACUCCACAACUUGAAGAAAAAAAACAUGUUCUAAUAAAUUAAGUAGGUGAGAGGUGAAAAUAUUGGGCUUGUGGAAUAUGAACACAUUUGUGUUGAUGCAUGUGUGAAUAAUGCUUGAUGGACUUUUAUCUUUGCAAUUUAA
Vicia villosa (hairy vetch) is the source of this 2811-nucleotide messenger RNA. RefSeq names its product auxin response factor 9-like. The coding region runs from base 524 to 2530 and encodes 668 amino acids. Gene Ontology annotation, cellular component: nucleus. Gene Ontology annotation, molecular function: protein binding; DNA binding. NCBI's taxonomy places the organism in Eukaryota, Viridiplantae, Streptophyta, Magnoliopsida, Fabales, Fabaceae. The transcript has 13 exons. The record is from RefSeq and is a predicted model, not a curated record. Gene Ontology annotation, biological process: regulation of DNA-templated transcription; response to hormone.